AUGAUGUUAGAUUUAAAGAAUCAAGGACAAUCUAUUAUAACUUCUUUUGACAAACAAUCCGAGAAAGCUAAAAGUGAGUAUCGAGUUCGCUUAAAUGCCUCAAUUGAUGUUGCAAGGUAUCUUUUGAAAGAAGGAAUGCCUUUUCGAGGUCACGAUGAGAGUGAAACUUCUACAAGAAGAGGCAACUUCUUAGAUCUCUUAAAGUGGUAUGCCGAUAAGAAGGAAGAUGUAAAAAAUGUCGUGCUAGAAAAUGCUCCAAAAAAUGAUAUCAUGAUUUGUCCAAGUGUACAAAAAGACAUUGUGAGAUCUUGUGCAAAAGAAACAUUAAAGGCAAUUAUUAAAGACUUGAAUGGUGAUUACUUUGGGAUAUUGGUUGAUGAAUCUAAGGAUGUCUCUCAUAAAGAACAAAUGGUACUUGUUUUGCGUUAUGUCAAUAAAGAGGGUAAAGUUAUUGAGAGAUUUCUUAGCAUUGUUCAUGUUAAAGAUACAUCUGCAAAGUCAUUGAAAGAAGCAAUUUGUUAUUUGCUUUUGGAACAUUCAUUGAGUAAAUCUCAAAUACGGGGACAGGGCUAUGAUGGAGCUAGUAACAUGCAGGGAGAAAUUAAUGGCCUUAAGACUUUGAUUAUGAAUGAUACUCCUUCGGCAUAUUGCAUACAUUGUUUUGCUCAUCAAUUGCAAUUGACUCUUGUGGCUGUUGCAAAGAAACAUUAUGAGGCAGAACAAUUUUUUGAUAUUCUUGCAAAUGUUUUAAAUAUUGUUGGAGGUUCUUUUAAGCGCAGGGAGAUGCUUCGAGAUGAUCAAGCAGAAAAGCUGGAGGAAUUACUAAUGCUUGGUGAAGUUCAUACAGGAAGCGGAUUAAAUCAAGAACUUGGACUUCAAAGGGCAGGUGAUACUCGUUGGGGUUCUCAUUUUAAGACAGUGCGUAAUUUUAUUAGUUUAUUCUCAUCAAUUGUUCAUGUGCUUGGAAUUCUUGCAAUUGAGGGUUCAAAUUAUUCAUGA
Nicotiana attenuata is the source of this 999-nucleotide messenger RNA. Its product is annotated as zinc finger MYM-type protein 1-like. NCBI's taxonomy places the organism in Eukaryota, Viridiplantae, Streptophyta, Magnoliopsida, Solanales, Solanaceae. The transcript has a single exon. The coding region runs from base 1 to 999 and encodes 332 amino acids. The record is from RefSeq and is a predicted model, not a curated record.